Messenger RNA from Lutzomyia longipalpis, 1236 nucleotides. Its product is annotated as trypsin delta-like. Bases 24 to 821 code for a protein of 265 amino acids. Gene Ontology annotation, biological process: proteolysis. The record is from RefSeq and is a predicted model, not a curated record. The transcript has 5 exons. NCBI's taxonomy places the organism in Eukaryota, Metazoa, Arthropoda, Insecta, Diptera, Psychodidae. Gene Ontology annotation, molecular function: serine-type endopeptidase activity.
ACUCAACCACCCUAAUUAGUCAAAUGAAGGCAUUCGCGCUCCUUCUCUUUUCCGCUAUCCUCGUGUCUAUUCAAGGAUACCAAAAUAGCCUUCUGCAUAGGCGAACAAUUCUUCGGCCACCACUUGAUAAAUUCAUUGUUGGCGGUCAGGAUGCCCAAGUUGGACAAUUUCCAUACAUGGGAGCCCUCUCAAUGGAUGGUCGUGGCCAAUUCUGUGGCAGUUCUGUGAUUUCUGAUACGUGGUUACUCACAGCAGGGCAUUGCGUUGAAUUUUUAAUCCCCGAAAUUCUUUUCGUUCGCCUUGGCAGCCGCUACCGCAACAGUGGUGGUCAAGAGCAUCGCAUGAUUCGCUAUGUGAUUCACCCGGACUACGACAUUGCUACAUUUAUGGACUACGAUGUUGCUGUUUGCGAAAUGGUCGGUCCUAUGGCGGGACCCAAUAUUCGUCCCAUCCCCAUAACCCCCAUUGAGCCUCGUGCUCCAGCCCGAACCUACGUCAGCGGAUGGGGCCACACCCAGCAUCAGGGACUUCCGUCAGAUAUUCUGCAGUAUGUGGGAGUCCCUGUUGUGGACCGUGACGUGUGCAUUGACAACUAUUCGGAAAAUCCAGCAAAUAUAACCGACAGCAUGAUCUGUGCAGGCGAGGCAGGACGAGAUGCAUGCCAGAUGGAUAGCGGUGGACCUUUGACUGAUCUCAACAACUACUUGGUUGGUGUGGUGAGCUGGGGUAAUGGUUGUGCCUGGGAUGGCUUCCCGGGUGUUUACGCCAACCUUGCCCAUCCCAGCAUAAGGGAUUUUAUUCGUAUGCACACACAAAUAUAAUUCCACAUUGCAAAAACGUUAACAGAGUGCACACACAAAAAAUAUGGAGAACCAUGUAGUUGCAGCAUAAAAAACAUAAAUUCAUUCUCGUAAUGAUGGGGAUGAUUUUCAACUGAAUGAAUUGCUGUGGCGUUGUGACGAUAUGUUGUGAGUGUGUGUUCAUUCAUGGAAGCUACAAAAAUACUAGAAACCAUAACUGAAUUGUUCGUUGUAAAUAAAAUGAGAAAAAAAUACAUGUAAAGCAUAGGAAAAAACCAACAAUGUGAGCUUUGAAUAUUUUUUUUUCCAAUAUCCUCUUGUCGAAAAAAAAUCCCACCAUCCAUUUCUUCCUAUUUUCAUUUUCGAGGACGAAUCCCCUUUAUGAUCUCAACAUACAAAAAGAAUUAGUAAUGAAGCUCGUGGCAAAACUUUCAGA